Molecule: messenger RNA, 517 nt
Organism: Ceratina calcarata
Lineage: Eukaryota; Metazoa; Arthropoda; Insecta; Hymenoptera; Apidae
Product: pheromone-binding protein Gp-9-like
Exons: 4
Coding region: 85-474 (129 amino acids)
Molecular function (GO): odorant binding
Source: RefSeq, a predicted model, not a curated record
AAGAAUAUAAGAUUUUUUCUUCUUUUACUUCAGACAUUUGCAGCUAAAAUUCCUGAAAAUCAUGCGGCCGAAAGAUAUCAACGUAUGAUCGCGAGUUUAACCGAAAUGUGGUCGAUCCCUCGAAACGAGGUUGAAGUUUGCACGGGCCAAACGAAAGUAACAUAUGAUGAUUUUAUGUUAUUUGUAGACGUGAUCCAAUCCGAAGGCGAAAACAAUGAUACCGUGAGAAAGGCCAGCUGUACGUUAGCUUGCUGCGCCCAGGCUCAAGGGACGAUGUCUGGUACAAAUAUCAACAUGGCUGCCGUACACAAUUUGAUCACAAACAGCUCUGCCCCACAUGUCGUAAAGCCGCGACUCCACAUAGCUGUGGAUACAUGCGCGGAACUAGUAAAAAAUAUCAACGACGGGUGCGAUAAGUUUCUUCAGUUUAUAAUGUGUGUCUGUGAUGAUAAAUGGAAAAUAACCAGUUAUUAACAUGUUAAGACUACUAAAUCAAUAAAUACUAUUUUGCAUCUAA